AUGGCCUUCGUCGUCUCCCGCUCGGCCCUGUCCGUCUCCGCCGUCGCCACGCCCUCGGGCAAGCGCGCCGCCGCCUCGCGCGUCGUGCCCCGCGCGGCGCUCAACGACAGCGCCCCCAAGCUGUUCCGCGCGAGCGGCGCCGACGCGCCGGCGCAGGCUGCGGCCGGCGCGCCGGCCGCGGUGGCGACGCCGUUUGAUGACUACCGCUUCGCUCCCAUCCGCGAGGCCACCGUGUCUCGCGCCAUGACCAGCCGCUACUUCAAGGACCUCGACACCUACGCUGAGGCCGACGUCGUCAUCGCCGGCGCCGGCUCCGCGGGCCUGGCGUGCGCCUACGAGCUGUCCAAGCUCGCCCCCGACGCCAAGAUCGCCAUCAUCGAGCAGAACGUGUCCCCCGGCGGCGGCGCGUGGCUGGGCGGCCAGCUCUUCAGCGCCAUGGUCAUCCGCAAGCCCGGCCAGGCCAUCCUUGACGAGCUGGCCGUGCCCUACGAGGACGAGGGCGACUACGUGGUUGUAAAGCACGCCGCCCUCAUGACCUCCACCCUGCUCUCCAAGGUCCUGCAGGCGCCCAACGUGAAGCUGUUCAACGCCACCGCGGUGGAGGACCUCAUCGUGCGUGACGACGCCGUCAGCGGCCGCCGCAUCGGGGGCGUCGUCACCAACUGGACCCUGGUGACCCUCCACCACGACACCCAGUCCUGCAUGGACCCCAACGUCCUGGAGGCCAAGGUCGUGGUGUCGACCUGCGGCCACGACGGCCCCAUGGGCGCGCACUCCGUCAAGCGCCUGGCCAAGCUCGGCAUGGUCGACGAGAUCCCCGGCAUGGCUGCCCUGGACAUGAACGCGGCCGAGGACCGCAUCGUCGCCAACACCCGCGAGGUGGUGCCCGGCAUGGUGCUCGCCGGCAUGGAGCUGUCUGAGAUCGACGGCUCCCCCCGCAUGGGCCCCACCUUCGGCGCCAUGUUCGUGUCCGGCCAGAAGGCCGCCCACGUGGCCCUCGGCGUGCUGCGCCGCCGCCAGGCCCAGGAGGCUGCCGCCAAGGCCGCCACCAACGCCGCCGCUGAGGCGCUGGCUGCCUGA
Messenger RNA from Monoraphidium neglectum, 1080 nucleotides. RefSeq names its product thiamine biosynthetic enzyme. Bases 1 to 1080 code for a protein of 359 amino acids. NCBI's taxonomy places the organism in Eukaryota, Viridiplantae, Chlorophyta, Chlorophyceae, Sphaeropleales, Selenastraceae. Gene Ontology annotation, biological process: thiamine biosynthetic process. The transcript has 7 exons. The record is from RefSeq and is a predicted model, not a curated record.